Molecule: messenger RNA, 2844 nt
Organism: Neurospora crassa OR74A
Lineage: Eukaryota; Fungi; Ascomycota; Sordariomycetes; Sordariales; Sordariaceae
Product: mannan polymerase II complex ANP1 subunit
Exons: 6
Coding region: 579-1793 (404 amino acids)
Biological process (GO): protein N-linked glycosylation; cell wall mannoprotein biosynthetic process
Cellular component (GO): mannan polymerase complex
Molecular function (GO): alpha-1,6-mannosyltransferase activity
Source: RefSeq, a predicted model, not a curated record
GUGACCUUUGGGAACAGGAGCUCCCUUGUAGUGUAUAGUAGAAUCUCUCUUUCUCAGCCUCCAUCCGUCCCGUCUCCGUUCCCGUGCGUCUUUCGCCUGAGUUGAGAGUUCCGACCCCGACCACACAUCACAAUACGCGGACUCAACCGCGUCGGUGUUACUUUGUUUGCUUCUAUCUUGUACACUUUCUUGACGACGGCGACGACGACGACGACGACGCCGACGAGAGAGCCAUUGCUACAUUCGCUUGUAGGAUCCUUCUUCUCAGAGAUACCGCCUUCGCUCUGCUGCUGCUUCAGGAGACGUGGGCUUUUCCACCCAACCGACACCCCGUAAUCUCUCCACGACGCCACACGACUUCCCACGCGAAUCGUUCCUUUGCUGCUACACCCGGCGAUACCGCAUACCUCAGCCGCUCUUCACGUCGCAACACUUCCUCCGCACCAUUGCCGCCGCUGCGCAUCGCGUCGUCCACCUAGCCGGCAGCUACAUAGACUGCUCCCGUCUCCAAUUUUUAGACUUAAUAUCCUCCUCGACCGUUCAGCGGGUGGUGCCGUGGGCCACCCCGUUUCUUCAUAAUGCUUCUCCCCAAAGGCGGCGUCAGCUGGAAGGCUGCGAGAGCACAGCUUCCUCCCGCAAGGGCACUAUGGGCUAUCCUCACAAAGACACGAUUCCUCCUCCUCGUUGCCGUAACAGGAGUGGUGCUAUUACUAUGGCGCGGCAUCAGCACAGGCGCCUCCGAGAUGCAAAGUUUCUAUUGUUGGGGUCCCUCAAAACCGCCAAUGGAGAUGACGCUCAAUGAGCAACAAGCUUGGAAUGCCCACCUCCAUACUCCUGUUAUCUUCAACCACCACGCCCCGCUAGAAAUUAACUCGUCCACCAUCAGCCACGUCGACCUCAACCCCGUCAAGUCCACCACCAAGGCCGUCGCCAACGAGGAGCGCAUCCUGAUCCUCACCCCUCUCAAGGAUGCCUCCAGGUAUCUCUCCAAGUACUUCGAGCUGAUCGCCGAGCUUACCUACCCUCACCACCUCAUCGAUCUUGCCUUCCUCGUCAGCGACUCUACCGAUGACACUCUUGCUGUCCUGGCUUCCGAGCUGGAUCGCAUCCAGAAGCGCCCCGACCAGAUCCCCUUCCACAGCGCCAUGGUUGUCGAGAAGGAUUUCGACUUUAAGCUGAGCCAGAAUGUUGAGGAGCGCCACUCGUUCGCUGCCCAGGGUCCUCGUCGCAAGGCCAUGGGUCGCGCGCGCAACUACCUCCUUUCUGCUGCCCUGAAGCCCGAGCACUCCUGGGUUUACUGGAGGGACGUGGACAUUGUUGACAGCCCCAAGAAGAUCCUCGAGGAUUUCAUUGCCCACGAUAAGGACAUUCUUGUUCCCAACAUUUGGUUCCACCGCUACCAGAACGGCCGCGAUAUCGAGGGUAGAUUCGACUACAACUCUUGGGUCGAGUCCGACAAGGGUCGCAGACUUGCUUCUAGCCUUGACAAGGAUGUUGUUCUCGCUGAAGGCUACAAGGAGUACGACACCGGCCGCACUUACAUGGCUAGAAUGGGCGACUGGCGCGACGACAAGGACGUCGAGAUCGAGCUUGACGGUAUUGGUGGCGUGAACAUUCUUGUCAAGGCCGAUGUUCACCGUUCUGGUAUCAACUUCCCCUGCUACGCUUUCGAGAACCAAGCCGAGACCGAGGGUUUCGCCAAGAUGGCCAAGCGCGCCGGCUACCAGGUCAUCGGUCUUCCCAACUACGUUGUCUGGCACAUCGACACCGAGGAGAAGGGUGGUAACGCAUAAAGAGUCUGUAACUGGAUUCGCUUUGCAUCAACAUCCUGUCUGCACACACCCGAUAAAAAUCGCGCGGCGGCGAAGGGGAAACACGAUCUUUACAUACUGUACGAAAGCCCACGACACACACAUACCAAGAUUCAUCGAAUUCUUCGCCAUCAGCGUGGUGACAAACCGGCGUUAUGGGGUUUACGGCGGGACGGCUCGGAUAUUUUUCUCUUCGUUUUACAAAUAACUUCCAGUCACACUACUCCAUCCGGCUCUCCAACCGACAGCCCCCUCCCACAAAGCCCGCCCGCCGUCCCCGCCUCGCUCGAACGCGGCAACCCCAGGUUGACGUCAACGUCCGAUAGCCGGUAACAGCUACCACACCUUAAUGAGCGGAAACGCACACAACAGACGAAGUAACGUAUACAGGAAGGGUCAUAACAAAAUCAGUCAAUAAAACAUUUUGGUUAACGUAUGUAAAGAGGAGGACGAGGAUGAUGAGUUAUCGGCUCAAAAAGCGAUGAGAGAAGGACAUGUGUAUACAUCAUGAAUGGAUAAAGCAAAAAGUUGUGUUGAAGGCUCGAGCUUUGCUUUAGAAAGGUGUGCCCCGAAGAGAUAAGAGGAGAGGACAGCCAGCUUAUAGCGGACGUCUUUUUUUCCCCCUCUUCUCAGCGAGUUCUUGGUUGCCCCGGUUUGGUUGGACAGUUAGUUGGCUGGCGGUUUGGGUUUCCCCGAACGGGAAAAAAACGGAGAGAGAAAGAAGAGAAUGAAGUUAAGACAUAAUAUACUAUACUUGUUUUCCUGUUUACACAACUUCUCUGUGUACCUUUUUGUUUACAGGCAGACAGUCAUUGCUUCAUGAUAGAAAAAGGGGGGUUUUGUUUACCUCUAGGUGUGCGGGUAGUGUUUUCUUUCUUUCUAUUUUUCUUUCUUCUGUUGUAGGAUAGCUUACUCUUUUUUCUCUUUUUCAGCUUCGACGUGGUCAGCUUUAGUUAACGUAGUAAUGAGAGUAUGUACACUGUCUGCUCUGUUGUCGGGUGGACUGGUACACAUCAGAUAUCACACAUAUCAC